Echinococcus granulosus is the source of this 114-nucleotide messenger RNA. RefSeq lists its product as hypothetical. The transcript has 2 exons. The coding region runs from base 1 to 114 and encodes 37 amino acids. Lineage: Eukaryota; Metazoa; Platyhelminthes; Cestoda; Cyclophyllidea; Taeniidae. The record is from RefSeq and is a predicted model, not a curated record.
AUGGAAAGCCGACAUCCCAGAUACGACAACAGAUUGAAACUAAAUGAACAGCGGGCGACUGCGUGUAAUAAUAUGUUGGCAAGUGAACCGGCCUCUCGUCUCCGGAAACUGUGA